Exserohilum turcica Et28A is the source of this 990-nucleotide messenger RNA. RefSeq lists its product as uncharacterized. The record is from RefSeq and is a predicted model, not a curated record. Lineage: Eukaryota; Fungi; Ascomycota; Dothideomycetes; Pleosporales; Pleosporaceae. The coding region runs from base 1 to 990 and encodes 329 amino acids. The transcript has 3 exons. Gene Ontology annotation, molecular function: oxidoreductase activity, acting on the CH-OH group of donors, NAD or NADP as acceptor.
AUGCGGGAUUGGAGGGGCUGCGGGAAUGAGGGUGGACAAGGGUUGAGCUCCCGACCACGACACGUCCUCGUUACGGGGGGCAGCCGCGGCAUCGGCCUCGCUAUUGCGCAGUUGUUUGCGAAAAACGAGUAUCGGUGCACGCUCAUCUCGCGCUCAGAACGAGAUCUCAAAGAUGCUGUGGCUUCGUUGGAACCUUUGCCAGCACCAGCACCACCAGCACCACAAAAACAACAGCAAGAAACCGAAGAAGAAGAAGAAGAAGAAGAAGAAGAAGAGGCUUUCAAAUCCCCCACCUCUUCUAAUACCCACAACACCCAGUACCAGCACGGCUACAUAGCCGGCAGCAUAGCAUCCGGCACCCGCUUCUGGACCUCAGAUGCCUCGCUGCCAUUCUGCGCGCACCUCCCCAAGCCCGACCGGAAGCAGCACGCGACCCACGCCUCGCGCAUAGACGUCAUGGUAAAUUGCGCGGGCAUCACACAAACAAAACUCUUCAAAGCAAUGGACGAAGCCGCCAUGGAGAACAUCAUAAACACAAACCUGACGGCACUGAUGCUCGGCACAAAGUUCCUGCUUCGCAAUGGGUAUCUGGGCGGCGGGGGAGACCGGAGACAAGGAGAAGAUGGAGGCGGAGGAGGGGGGGGAGGCGAAGAUUUCAGUCCCGUCAUCAUCAACGUUGCAUCGCUGCUAGGUCUACAAGGCGGCUACGGCGCCGUCGCAUAUGCCGCGUCGAAAGCCGGUGUCCUGGGCUUUACACGCGCACUAGCAACAGAGUAUGCGAGCCACAGAGUACGCGUGAACGCCAUUGUGCCGGGCUAUGUGGCAACGGACAUGACAAAAAAUCUGCAGUCUGACCACCUCAACAAACGCAUUCCCCUGGGCCGCUUUGGGACGCCGGCGGAAAUCGCUCAUGCGGCCCUGUUUCUGGCGGAAAAUCAGUAUGCGCAUAAUUGUCUUGUGAAUCUGGAUGGCGGCUUAUCUGCUGUCUGA